Molecule: messenger RNA, 1522 nt
Organism: Cloeon dipterum
Lineage: Eukaryota; Metazoa; Arthropoda; Insecta; Ephemeroptera; Baetidae
Product: UPAR/Ly6 domain-containing protein crok-like
Exons: 3
Coding region: 97-549 (150 amino acids)
Biological process (GO): positive regulation of voltage-gated potassium channel activity; sleep; regulation of synaptic transmission, cholinergic
Source: RefSeq, a predicted model, not a curated record
GGUAGAUUGUUUUUGAAGUCAGGGCGUUUUCCAUCCGUGCAGACACCGCUCGGCUCGGUCUCCCUUUCCUUGUCCAUCGCUGAAAUAAAGCCCGUCAUGGACUCUAGGGGGUUCGCCGCGGUGGCCGCCUUUUUGGCCGUGCUGUCCAUCUGCCUGCACCAAGGAGAUGCCAUCAAAUGCUGGGUGUGCAGGUCGGAUGCAGAUCCCAAGUGCGCCGAUCCUUUUGACAACUCUACCCUGCCGAUUACUGACUGCUCCAAAGAACCAUUCCUGAACCACCUCCCCAAUAUUCGCCCUAACUUGUGCAGGAAAAUCCGACAGAAAGUGAAUGGAAAGUGGCGGUACAUCAGGAGCUGCGCGUACCUGGGCGAGCCUGGCAUUGGCGGCGACGAGCGCUAUUGUCUGAUGCGCUCAGGAACGUACAACAUCUUCAUGGAAUACUGCACGUGCAACAGCAAGGAUGGUUGCAACGCCGCUCCUGCUACCACCUCCCUGUCGUGGCUAGCGGCUGUGUCAGCGGCUGCUGUCGCCGCCUUCCAGUUCGCAUGAACCGCUCGUGUCGUUGAAACUCUGAAUCUCGCGCCUUGGUGCUGCCGUGCUUGAUCGAGUAUAUUUUGUAAAGAAAACGUGUCUUUCUGGUAUUCGCCUGUUGUGUAGAUUUUGCGCUGCAGACAUGAGGUAUGUUGAACAGGACAGAGUUUAUUAUCUUCAAGAUAAGAGUUAGGGAAGGAAUUUUAGUCAUUUUAGCAGUGUUUGACAAGGCAACUGACUUGGUUGAAAAUUAACUCAUGGCUCGUAAAUGCCACAGUUAGGAUUUAAGUUUAUAUAGGACUUUUGCACCGCAAUGAGGUUGCCAUUCCGGAUUCAAAAUCAGCUGGGUCGAUUUUGAUAAAUUUGAUUGCAGAACCAUAUUUGUCAAGUAAUAUAGUGAAAUCUCUACUGGUAUUGGGCUCCGGUGACCGUCAAUAUGUUUCCCAGAUUCAAAUAUUUUAAUUUAGUCGACAAAAAUAUAGAACAAGGAAUUCAAUUCCGUCCAACUUAUUCUGGCUCCUGACCCCAAUGAUUUAUGCAAAAGGCGAAUCAAUGGAAAUACUAAUUGUGCUGACUUUUCCGUCCAAUCAUUCCGUACAAGUGAGUGGAACCAAUCCGUCCAUAUAGGCACCGCAAGUUAAUCGCUUUCAUGAAACUUGUACCCCAAUCGUGAAGCAGGUUAAAUCGAUAUUAUCAACUGAAAGUAUUGUAAAUUGCUUAAUCUCUAUUUUUUGAAUGUGGAAUCAAAGUUUUCUGUAUUUUUGUGUUCGAUUUUAUUUGGAUAUAAGAAGGGCUCUUAUCUAAUUAAUUUGUAAUGAAAUCCCUCAGCAGCUCAUUCCAUAGAUAUAGAUCAAAUUAUUGAAAUCAUGUAUUUUUUAUUACGUAUUAUACAAUGAGACAUUUACUAUAGCUGAUAAUAUUUCAUACAAAUCAUACAAAAAUUAAAAUUUGAUUGUUCUGCAUAUCAAAUAAACCAGAACUGAGUCGAAAA